CAAGUCUGGGCGACGGCGGGCAGGUGGACCCCACCGCCGCCAACAACGCCCUCUACGCCGCCCUCGCCGUCUUCUGCGUGGUCUGCGGUGGCCUGUGCAACGUCGCCGGCCCCCGGCUCAUGCUCCCCCGCGGGAUGCAUCACCUACGCGCUCUACGCCUGGUCCUUCCUCUACUACAACCACUCUUGUGACCAGACGGUCAUCGUCGUCGCCGGCGGGAUAUUGGGAGUCAGCGGCGGGAUGCUGCAGUCGGUGCAGGGAGCGGUGUUGAGAUUCGCCGGCGCCGGAGUAGGAUUUCUCCACCGAGGAGAGUUGGAAUUAGGGAUUAGAUGGCAGUUGGAGGAGGACACCAUCGAUGGAGAACAGAGCGGAGGGGAAGGGCUAAUUUUUAUUUUUAUUGUUUUUAUUAUAAAUUUCCAAUUUUGCCCUUAA
Molecule: messenger RNA, 432 nt
Organism: Linum tenue
Lineage: Eukaryota; Viridiplantae; Streptophyta; Magnoliopsida; Malpighiales; Linaceae
Source: the annotation of a GenBank genome assembly